Lepisosteus oculatus (spotted gar) is the source of this 3175-nucleotide messenger RNA. RefSeq names its product UTP14A small subunit processome component. Gene Ontology annotation, cellular component: small-subunit processome; nucleolus. NCBI's taxonomy places the organism in Eukaryota, Metazoa, Chordata, Actinopteri, Semionotiformes, Lepisosteidae. The record is from RefSeq and is a predicted model, not a curated record. Gene Ontology annotation, biological process: rRNA processing.
ACAGUGGUGAACAUUUACGACAGUAAUAAAAGUAUGUCGGAACAGCUGAAGAAAUCGGAAUACGACACUUGUGCUACACGUGGGUCCGUUCGGCAGACAGUCAACAUGGCUAAGAAGCGAAAAGUUGCAAGUGGCGAAACUGCUUCUAAAACAAGUAAGAAAAAAGCUUCACAGCGGGACGCAGCUCCCGGCGUAGUCGAAGAGGAGUUCUUGCCGACAGAACACGCCGACAGUGCCAGCGAGGAUGAGGGCCGCAGUGACGACGAGAGGAAGCACCAGAAGCUGCUGGAGGCCAUCGGCUCCCUGGACGGGACGAAAAGGAAGAAGCUCGCCGAGAGGUCAGAGGCGAGUGCGCAGGUGUCAGAGUUCGCUGUCAGUGCGGAAGGUGGCGGGGAGAAGAUCGAUCUGUCGGACUUGCUCGGCACCAUGCAGCAGGCCCGGCCCUCCAUCUCCCGCACUAGGAAGCAGCUGAGGAACCUGCAGAACUGCAAGGCCACCCUGGACCUGCCCCUGAGCCAGCAGGAGACCCAGAAGAUCCAGAGAGUUGUGGCCUACAAGAAGUCCAGGGAGGAUGUGUCCCGCUGGAAGAACGUGGUGAUCCAGAACCGGAAAGCGGAGCAGCUGGUCUUCCCCCUGAACCAGGAGCCCUCCGGCCCGCGACCCGUGGAGCAGGUGGUGGCUGGGUGGAAGGCACGGACCCCCCUGGAGCAGGAGAUCUUCAGCCUCCUGCACAAGAACCUGCAGCCCAUCACAAGCCCUGUGCUGACACCCCACGAGCAGGCCUCCCUUAAGGCCAUGAGCCUGGAGGAGGCUAAGAUGCAUCGUGCCGAGCUGCAGAAGGCCCGGGCCCUCCAGUCCUACUACGAGGCCAAGACCAAGAGGGAGAAGAAGAUAAAAAGCAAAACGUAUCACAAGGUGCUGAAGAAAUCCAAGCGCAAGGAUGUCCUGAAGGAGUUUGAAGAGCUGCGCAAGACCGACCCUGCAGCUGCGCUGGAGGAGCUGAAGAAGAUGGAGCUGACCAGGAUGAAGGAGCGAAUGUCUCUGAAGCACCAGAACAGCGGCAAGUGGGCCAAGUCAAGAGCCAUCAUGGCCAAAUACGACGAGGAGGCCCGCAAAGCCAUGCAGCAGCAGCUGGAGAUGAACAAGCAGCUGACGCAGAAACUGGCCGUGCCCUCGGACAGCGAGGAGGAGGAGGGGGCAGGCGAGGCGGAGGCCGUGCCGGAUUUCGUGAACGACGCCCAGCCGGCGGCCGACCCCUCCAACCCCUGGCUAAUGGGCAAGCUGAGGGCGGAGCCGGCUGCAGAGGAGGGGGCAGAGGAGGGGGCAGAGGAGGGGGCAGAGGAGAGGGCAGAGGAGAAGCCAGAGGCAGAGCAGCAGCAGCAGCAGGAGGAGGAAGAGGAAGAGGAGGGAGAGGAGGAUGCGCUUCUCCGGGAGUUCGAGGAGAGGCGCCAGUUACGCGAGGCUGAGAGUCCAGAUCAGCUGCUGCCGCCAGAGAAAGGAGAGAAGAGCGAGGAGGCGGAUAUGGAGGAGGAGGAGGUUUCGGAAUUUAACAGCCUCUUUCAGAGGCUGGUGGGAGGCAGGCGGGAGCCCCCGGGAAAGAGGGUGACGCCGAAGCCAAGGCGGGAGGACAGCGCGCCGCCUGCCGACGAGGGAGCGGAGAGAGAACAGCGCCCCCUGCUGGAUGAAGGGCUGAUGCGCGUCCAGACCCUGGAGGACUUGGACCUCCUGAGCCAGGGGGUGACGGGCGAGUCCGAUGGGCCGGCGCCGGAGUGCAAGGCACCGGGUCCCAGCUCGGAGGGCGAGGGCAGGAACGAGGGAGGGCAGGAGGUCAAGAAAAAGAAAAAGAAGGUGAUCAGUCUCAGUCAGGUGCUGACCAAGGAAGCCAAAGUCAUCCAGGUUCCGGUUGCUCCCACCGCCAUUGAGGAAGAGGAGGGUGAGGAGGUGCAGAAGAUGAUCAUCAAGGAGGCUUUUGCGGCGGACGACGUGAUCUCGGACUUCCUGAAGGACAAGCGGAGGCAGGCGGAGGAGUCGAGGCCGAAGGUGGUGGACCUGACCCUGCCGGGCUGGGGCGAGUGGGGCGGCGUGGGCCUCAAGCCCUCCAAGAGGAAGAGCAGGAGGUUCCGGAUCAAAGCGGCCCCUCCCCCACCCAGACAGGACCGGAACCUUCCUGACGUCAUCAUUUCCGAGAAGAGAGACGCUUCUAUCGCAGCCCACCAGGUCGCCCAGCUGCCCUUCCCCUUCGAGAACCCGACGCAGUUUGAGCGCAGCGUUCGCAUGCCGGUCGGACAGACCUGGAACACCCAGCGCUCCGUCCAGAAAAUCACGGCCCCCAGAGUCGUCACACAGCUGGGCGCCAUCAUUGAGCCCAUGGCCAAGGAGGACUUCCUGCAGGGAAAGAGCGCACAGGCUGCUGGGAAGCUCCCGGACAUCGCGCUCACGUCCAGCGGCGGGGACCCCAAGAAGAGAGCGAAGGGGUUCCGGAAGAAGGGGGCCCCCAGGCAUAGGGAGCACCAGAAGGACCAGCAGCCGAGCGAGGAGACAGAGGCCUGAUCCUGGCGCUUCGAUGGGGACAGCUGCCAGGCGCGGUCUUCUUCAUCUGCUCAGCUCAACUCUAACUGUUUUCGGCUCGUUUUUAACCCGCUGGGGACCGCAGGUGAACUGUAAAACUUCACGGAUGAAAUUGGUAACGUUUUUUAAAUCUGAAAGCGGUGAACCGAGGUCUGUUUACACGAGCCAGGAGUUCGCUGAAGGCGGGAAUGAGGUUACUGCGAGCUCAAAGUACGGCCGACGUCAGAGGACCCCAGGAUAGUGAUGACUGGGGCUGGGGAGGCCUCCACUAGACCUUUGUGUCGGGGGAAGACGGCUGUUUUGAAGAGGGCCUUCAGCUGACUGUUGCCCUAAAUACUCCCCCCAUUGUACUAGUGCAGCCUGUUUGGACAACACUGAAUUGCGGUGAUUUAAAUGGACAUUCCCCGUCUGUAAAUCUCAAUUAGUAAAAGAUUUCUUGUGUCAAGAUUCUGUGUAUUGGCUUUUCUUGAAUUGCAUAGAGGAAAACCCUAGAACUUCAACUUUAUCUCUGAAAUUAGGAACGAUAAACCUGAGGUUUUGCGGACUGUAGAACACAGAGAAGCUUUAAAUCACAACAAUUAAGGUUCAUUAAAAAAAUUACAAGGAA